Molecule: messenger RNA, 982 nt
Organism: Epinephelus moara (kelp grouper)
Lineage: Eukaryota; Metazoa; Chordata; Actinopteri; Perciformes; Serranidae
Exons: 5
Coding region: 1-681 (226 amino acids)
Source: RefSeq, a predicted model, not a curated record
AUGACUGCGCUCAGGAACUCGCUACGAAAACCAGAAUCAAACUUUGUGACUUCCGACAAGUUUCUACGCAUUGUAAAUGUCACAAGAGCAGAUGCUGGGAAAUAUUCCUGCUGGAAAAGUGGAUGUGAUGGUCACAUUCAGAAGCUACUCACCAUCAACUUGUGUGUAAUUACAGUAGACGACAGUGAGGAUUCAUCUGUUUCUUGUGCUGUUACGUGUGACACGGAAUUCAGUAACAUCACACGUAACAGCACAUUAAAUGCGGAAAUAGGCACAAGGACAAUAUCAGUUUUUGUAGAUCCACAUGGGUCUUUAAAUUGCACUGCAAAGCAGAUGUUUAAAGGACACAGUGCAGUCAACAGCACUCAUGGACCGUCAGAUACAUUACACAGCACAACAGGUGUACCUACAGAGCCUGAAUAUCAGUUUCCAGUUAUUUACGGGACAUCAGUAGCCCUUGUGUGUCUUAUUUUAAUAGCACUUUUGGUAAUUUGGUACUUACGGCCAAGACUGCAGGCAGCAUUUCCUGUUCAUGUUUGUUGCUGUGGCUUGAAUGGCAGGGUCGAAGAGGAGACGCCAGUGUUUUACUCAUCCAUUGUCAUCAGGAGACCUGCUAAGACAACAAACAUUGAUACGACUUACUUUGACAGUAGUUGUGUGUAUAGUGAAAUAAAAAUAUAGACAAAAGUUACCAAAGGAAGUGAGGGGAAAUUCUCAAGCAUAAUGUUGGCCUUUUUUUUAAUUAUAAAGUUUCCUAACUGGGUGAAAUGAUCUAAGCGGCAAGUGUGAUAAAAGCUGAUUGAGCUCCCUUCACAAUAAAAAGUAAUUUAUUAAACACAUGAACAUUCUUUCCACAAUUUCCUGUUUCAAGACAAAAUAUUUAUAGGCUUUUGUUCCGAAGAAUUUUAAUGAGAAACUUAAGUUUGCCACAAAUAAUGCUUUAUGGAUAUUUUUUUUUUUACUUGUGUCUUUAGACACUGUA